Messenger RNA from Cynocephalus volans (Philippine flying lemur), 1548 nucleotides. It is a transcript of the gene DIPK1C, whose product is annotated as divergent protein kinase domain 1C. The transcript has 6 exons. The record is from RefSeq and is a predicted model, not a curated record. Bases 1 to 1548 code for a protein of 515 amino acids. NCBI's taxonomy places the organism in Eukaryota, Metazoa, Chordata, Mammalia, Dermoptera, Cynocephalidae.
AUGGCGCGGGCGGCGGGCGCGCGGGGCCGGGCCGGGCGGGCCGGGCGGUGCGGGCGGGGCGCGCUCCUCGCCGUCGCCGCGUGGACCGCGGGCUGGGUGCUGGCGGCCGCGCUGCUGCUCCGCGCGCACCCGGGCGCCCUCUCCGAGCGCUGCACCGACGAGAAGAGCCGGCGCAUCCUGGCCGCGCUGUGCCGGGACUACCUGAGCGGCAGGCUCACGGGGGACCUCUGCGAGGAUCUGUGUGUGGCAGGGAAGCUGCUGUACCAGCGCUGUCUAUACUAUGACAGGGGCAAGAAGGUGCUGCAGGCCGAAUGGCGCGGCCGGCCCGUCGUGCUCAAGUCCAAGGAGGAGGUCUUCUCCAGCUUCCAGCCCCUCAGCCUGCUGGACGAGGCAGAGGAGCAUGGCCAGGACGUCCCGGAGGCAGAACUCCUCCUGGUGGUGGCCGGGGAGAUCAGGAGCGCCUUGGGCCUGGAGCUGUCCAAUGGCAGCCUAGGGCCCCUGUGGCCAGGCAGGCGGGGCCCUCGGUGGCGGGGGCAGCUGGCCAGCCUGUGGUCCUUGCUGCAGCAGGAGGAGUUUGUCCACCUCAGCUUGCUACAGGACCUGAGCCACCACGUCCUUCCGGUGCUGGGCUCCUGUGGCCACUUCUAUGCGGUGGAGUACCUGGCCGCCGGCAGCCCCCGCCACCAGGUUCUCUUCCCGCUGGACCAGGCCAUGGGCACCCAGGCCCAGGCCGUCUGCAACAUUGCGCUCAGCUUCCUGGACAUGGUAAAGCAUUUUGACAAUGACUUUUCCCACCGCUUCCACCUCUGCGAUGUCAAGCCCGAAAACUUUGCCAUCAGGAGUGACUUCACAGUUGUGGCUAUUGAUGUGGACAUGGCCUUUUUUGAACCUAAAAUGAGGGAGAUUCUUGAACAAAACUGCACGGGAGAUGAAGACUGCAAUUUCUUUGACUGUUUUUCCAAGUGUGAUUUGCGAGUCAACAGGUGUGGAGCACAACGGGUCAACAGCAACCUGCAGGUGGUGUGUGACAAGAUAUUCCGCCGCUGGCUGUCCCCAGCGCUCGAGAGCUCGGCCGUGUCCCUGCGGCUGCGGCGGCGGCUGCGGGCGGCGGUGCGCGGGUGCGCAGACCCCCCGGGGGGCCCCGCUGCGCUGCGGGAGCUUCGCGGGCUGCUGCGGGCGGCGCUGGGGCAGCUGCGCGGGGCGGGCAGGUUUAAGGACCAGUUGACCUUGACUCCCGUCCUCAAGCCAGAGGUACGUGGGACCAGGCCGCUGACGCAGACUGUGGCUCUGUCUGAGCCUUUGGCUGCCUGUCUGCGGCAGAGGGAAAGUGCCAUGCUGUCCCAUGCAGCUGGGAAGCACACCCCUGACGACGGCUCCCUGCUAACUCUCACCGUCGGAAGAGGAGCCCAAAGCUCAAGGGCACGUUGGUGGGGGCUCGAGGCCUGUCCUGGAGAGGACCCAGCUGGCCCGGCCAGGAUCAGGGCCACACCCGCAGCUGCUUUAAAACCACGCCUUCAAGGCACCCACAUUCGAUACCAGAGCGCAUAA